UACAAACCAACAUCACACAAGAUCCGUCAUCAUGCAGCACUUAUUAUUGGCGUUUGCUCUAUUUGGCUACGCUGCGGGACAAUACGGUGCUUUUCGUGGUUUUCCAAAUCAAAAUGCUUAUCGACCAACGUCUAGGCCAAACUUCCCGCAACCGACGAUACAACCACAAUAUACGCCUCAGUAUAAUAGUCCUGGGAGAUUCGUAGCUAUCCGUAGCCAGCAGAAAGAUACGUACCCAGACGGAUCCUAUACGUUUAGCUACGAUACGGAAAACGGAAUUUCUGUUGCUGAAAGUGGACGUCCGCAAGGUACUGGACAAGGACAAAGCGAGGUUGUUCAAGGUAGAUUUUCGUAUUCUGCACCGGAUGGAACCCCUAUCACUGUAGAGUAUACGGCCGACGAAAAUGGUUUCCAUCCUCAAGGUGCGCAUUUACCGACUCCCCCUCCAAUUCCAGAAGCCAUUAGACGAGCUCUUGCUGCCAAUCCACCUGGACCCGACGAUUCAGAUUAUAGACAACCAUACAACCCAAAUCUUUACCGAAGAUAUUGA
Habropoda laboriosa is the source of this 550-nucleotide messenger RNA. RefSeq names its product endocuticle structural glycoprotein SgAbd-2-like. Lineage: Eukaryota; Metazoa; Arthropoda; Insecta; Hymenoptera; Apidae. The record is from RefSeq and is a predicted model, not a curated record. The transcript has 4 exons. Gene Ontology annotation, molecular function: structural constituent of chitin-based larval cuticle. Bases 32 to 550 code for a protein of 172 amino acids. Gene Ontology annotation, cellular component: chitin-based extracellular matrix.